Molecule: messenger RNA, 1035 nt
Organism: Haemonchus placei
Lineage: Eukaryota; Metazoa; Nematoda; Chromadorea; Rhabditida; Trichostrongylidae
Source: the annotation of a GenBank genome assembly
AUGAAGUCAACUGCUUGGACCAGCAAACAGAAGGCGUUUUUCUUGAUUGGUCAUCUUGAUGGUAUUGCCCGCGAGAAGAUCGAGGAACUGUCGAGUGAGGAGCAUGAAGACUACUCGUGGCCCACCUCAAGCAGUCCUUCGAAGGUCCUCAGUACAGAUACAUGGCUCGCCAAUCUCUGGCGUCCUGUCGACAACAGGUCGGCGAAUCAGCAGCGAUAUUCGCCAACCGCCUGCUGCUCUUGGUUAGAGCAGCUAUGGCUGGUCAUGACCCGGCUAGCCAGAAGGAACGCGUCCUCGAGGAGUUCGAGACUUAGACCGGACAUACGUUAUUACGUCAAACUGGAUAAUCCGGCGACAUUCGAGAAGGCCGUUGCGAAAGCACAGAUGGUGGAGCAGUUGUUAGCAGAAGCCACAGCAGAUCGCCUUAUACGACCAUCGCAGCCAGCGCAACCCAUUGAGGGUAUUCGGAGCGCUGGACCUCAGCAAUCUGGUAUACUCGCUUCUACAUGCUUCAACUGCGGUGGAUCCGGAAAUUAUUCUCGAGUUUGCCCUACGCCACGCGCUAAUCGACGUCAGCCAGGGGACAUAUGGAUCAGUGACUCCAGAGAAUUUGCUCUGUCUUGGACUGACUCCAGUGUUCGCGUCAAAGAUUGUGGAGCCGACCUCACCGUUUCCGACCAAGCAUUGUGCGAUCGCACUAAUCUGUUAGCGUUCGCACUUCACACCUCGUUGGCGAUUGAUCCUACUUUAACGGUCCGUAAUCUUCUGGAUAGAGACGACAUCGCCGCCACGUUUUUGGGCAACGACCUCCUUCAGAUUCACCACUGUAUGAGCUCUACCAUUCGUCAAGAAGCGGCAACUCCACUCACCUCGUCCCUGUUGUUUCUCCGGUACUCCCCACGGCGCGUGCUCGUGAUCGCGACCAUAUCGGAUUGGCUCACGUGGAAAUUGACGCCACCAAUGCGUGGCCGCCUCGCGCAUCGAUCGCUCAAGUCGACGUGUUGUACCUAUCCGAUCGAGAUCGAUUCUUCGUGA